Molecule: messenger RNA, 165 nt
Organism: Carassius auratus (goldfish)
Lineage: Eukaryota; Metazoa; Chordata; Actinopteri; Cypriniformes; Cyprinidae
Source: the annotation of a RefSeq genome assembly
AUGCCACAAUUAAACCCAGGCCCUUGAUUUGCAAUCUUAGUAUUUUCUUGACUAGUUUUCUUAACCAUUAUUCCAACUAAAAUCUUAAGCCACAUCUCACCAAAUGAACCAACCCCAGUAAGUGCUGAAAAACACAAAACUGAAUCCUGAGACUGACCAUGAUAG